This is a messenger RNA of Ostrea edulis (European flat oyster), 5591 nucleotides long. Its product is annotated as B-cell receptor CD22-like. Gene Ontology annotation, molecular function: cell adhesion molecule binding. Gene Ontology annotation, cellular component: cell-cell junction. The transcript has 15 exons. Bases 405 to 3089 code for a protein of 894 amino acids. Gene Ontology annotation, biological process: cell-cell adhesion. NCBI's taxonomy places the organism in Eukaryota, Metazoa, Mollusca, Bivalvia, Ostreida, Ostreidae. The record is from RefSeq and is a predicted model, not a curated record.
AGAAAGCACAUUUAAAAGUUGCAUUGAUAGUGAAUAUGAGCCCUUCAUGUUCAACAGACUAUGUUUAUGGAGUGUUAUGAAUUGUAAUAGUACAUGUACAAUGAUAGAGAUGAACUGAGGUGUAGGAUGUUGUCACUGUUCUAUGGAGAGAGAAUUGAAAAGGAUACAGGAAACUGAUAAGACAGUGUACUUGGUUUGUUUGUCCUUGUGUAGAUUUAUAGCCUGGUGGAACCAGCUCUCCCUAUCGCCAAUUCACCAUAGGGCACAGUUCACCUAUUGACCUCAUCCUGAUGCUGCUAUUGAUCCCUUCAGUGGGUAUAAGUGUAUAGCUGUUGUCAAUUAACUAAAUGGUGAAUCAGGUAGGGCUGAAUUUACCUGACACAUGUCAGAACUGUUGGUGAUAAAUGGCGUACAUGAGAAGUUUUUGUUUGGCUGCAUUUGUGGUGCUGAUUGGACAGACUACAGCUGAAUCAACAUUGGAAGUAGUUGAAGCUGUGGAGAUAACUUAUGGUGUUGCUGCUUCCAGACAAGUGAAUGCAAAGGAGGGAGAAAAUCUGACCUUGACCUGCAAGAGUGACCUUGAAUCAGUGACAUUGGAAUAUUCCACAGUUACUUAUAACAACACGGAAAGUAACAAUGGGACCUUCACUGUGUCAUUAACGAAAAUUGCAACGAAAAGUGAUGACGGACAGAUUGUGAAAUGUAAAGCUACCAAUGCGACAGGCUACAAUUUGGAAGCCACAGCUACCAUACGUCUUGCAGCUGAUGUGAUCAACGUGACUCUGGAUGGAAUUGGAACUGUGGAAGAAAAUGACAAGGUCACUAUUAGGUGUACUGUAAGAGGAACUCGCUACAAGCCUACGUUUGUAAGACUUUUCAAUUUUCCAGCGCCUAAUCCAAGUUUAUCUAGCAUCAUCAACAAUGCGUCCUUACACACAACAACAGAAGAGUAUGAUAACGUUACAGAAACUUACACUACAAUUGUGGAGGCCCCACCCAUUACCAUUGAAGGAGGAAUGAAUGGCAAUUCCAUAUUUUGCUUUGGUGUUGUAAACUCGACAAAUUUUUACCAAGGACAGAGGUUUACCGUUUUCUAUGGACCAAGUGAAGAUGGGGUGUCCCUCUAUGCCCAACCAACAACAGAGACGGAAGGACGGAAAUGGACGUGGGUUUGUUACGGUGGAUUUUCUAAUCCCCCAUUAAACUUCACCUGGUACAAUGGCACCACAGAGUUCACUCCAGAUACACCACCUAUAAUAGAAUUAAAUGGAAACAGCUACUACUCCAGGCAGCAGUGGAAAUUCACAUUUCACCGCGACUUCUCGGGGAAUAACAUCAGCUGUGUUGUUAGUGGCACCAACAACAGGACUGUCACCAGAAGCAACAAGUUUGGAGACAUCAAGUAUGACCCAGAUUUAGUGAUAAGGGGGAAGUCGAUGGUGGAUGAGGGAGACACAUUGAAUUUGACCUGUCAGGUGACUGCAGCCAACCCAAUGGCCAAUGCAUCAUGGAGUGGAGGAGUGGGUGAGCUCCUGGUGAUAUCUAACAUUAAGAGUAAUCAGAACGGAAUGCAAUACACAUGCAGUGCUACGAAUUCUGUAGGCAGAUCCUACCUCGAAGUCCGCAUCAAUGUUCAGUAUGGACCAAAUCUGUAUGUUACUCCUACACUGUCCUAUGAAGAGGGGGCAAACAUCACAAUUACUGGCUCAGUGUCCGCCAACCCUGCCGCCAAUGUGACCUGGAGGAAAGAAGGAAAUGGCACUGUUCUGUCGACAGACCGAGUUUUGGUUUUGAAGGAGAUCAGCAGAGAACAGGCGGGGGUAUAUGUGUUGGAAGCCACUAGUAUGAGACAGAGAGAGGGCAGUGCUGCAGAGGAAGUGACAAGAAAUGUGACGACCAAAUUAGAAGUCAAGUAUGGACCUGGAUCCUCAUCUCGUCUCAGUCCCAAUGUGACACUGCUGGAAGUGGACGCGGGGGAUCCUGUUCCUCCUAUAAGCUGUUCUGCAGACUGUGUUCCGGCCUGUGACUUUAGUUGGAAGCAGACAUACAGAAACACAGAGCGAACGAGAUCUGGACACCUCCUGAACCUCGGAAAUGCCACGUCAGCAGUCGUCGGAAUUCACACCUGCAAGGCCUCGAACUACAUUUCCGGGAAGCAGUAUUCCGGAUCUGUGACGUUUGAAUUACGUGUGAAAUAUGCACCAGAAAGCCAGUCUCUUUCUAUAAACGGUCACACAGGGAACCCGUUCUCUGAGGGGAACCCCAUCACUGUGACCACUAAAUUCAGAGCCUAUCCCGUUGCCGAGGUUACAUGGGGCAUAAAAAAUAAUCGAUUCACCAACCAGUUUAUGCCAUUAGACUCCCGAUACAACACCAAUCGAUCGGUGGACUGUUCUUAUGACUGUGACAUCACAGAAGUCCUCUCGCUACAGAGUCCCCUGUGUACAGACACCGGAAAUAUGUUCUCAGUGUAUGCUGGGAAUGAAGUUGGGAAUUCCACGAUAGAAACCACACGCAAUACCAUCACCGUGUCGUGUACACCUCGUCUGGCAAACAGCAGCUUGACAAAUCAAACCUACAGCACAUGUGAGGGGGCACAGCUGAAUAUGUCCGCCUCAUUUAUAUCAGUACCGGGGAUCACCAUGACUUGGUUCCGACUGCCGGAUACCUCCCGAUACGUCCACUACAACCAAUAUAAUGACUACAGAACUGUUUAUUACACCACGAACUACCACAUACAGGACGUCUACAGGUAUAUGUUUGGGAGCUACAUAGUGGAGGGGAACAACUACAGAGGACCAAAGGCCAUAGCCUAUAUUGAAGUUAUCAGGGAUUCUAACUGCUCAGGUUCAGCUCCUAACACAAUAGACACUACCACCAUAGACAGCACAAGCUUACCAGUGAGAAGAAAUUCAGCCUCCCCUCAGAAGUCUGACCAGGGGGGAGUGAUAGCAGGGGCUGUUAUAGGGUCUCUUCUGGUGGUUGCCCUUGUGGUGGUAGGUACCAUAGUAUAUUUGAGGCAUCGGAAAAAGCUGAAAGGAAAUAUGAAGUUUGAGCAGUUUAACCUUCAGUAUGCCCAGAACUCGUGACAGGAGAAAUUUACGGUCGCUUGAAGAUAUUUUCUUUGACCGCCAUAAGAAAGGACCUUUUUUUAAAUGUAUACAACCAUAUCAUUCCUUGUAGGUCACUGAUAUUUAUUUCUUUUCACCUCAGUGAUUUUAGUUAUACCUGUUAGACUGUAGUAUGUAAUUUUAUUUUAGAAUAUUCCAGAUUAAUUGGGUCAAUUAUAGAUUUUAGACUACCGUAUUAAUAGUGCAUGUUGAUUAUUUAGUUCUGGGGUUGUUGUUAUACAAUUGUGCAAUGGGAAGUAUGGAAUUUACUUUUACUCUUUCCUUCUUACCUUUCUGGGAAAUCCAGUGUUUGAAACAUAUCAUUAAUGAGUUUUACAAUUUCUAUGUAUCAUUUUGUACUAGAAUCAUGUCAUCCCUCCAUUCAUAGACAGGUUGAUCUUGGGUUAAGGGAUUUCCUUAAGUGAUUUCCCAUUUCACUGAAAGUCGACAGAUUUUGUGUAGAGACUUACUGUGGGAUGAGGAUGACCUCUUGAUUUUUUAACAUAAGGUCAAAGGUCGAACAAAUGACCAAUGCUGUAGGAAAAGGGUAUAUCCUCACAUGUAAACUCAUUUUAAAAUGAGGAAGGCCUAUCAGCGUUGAGGUCAAAAGUCAGGUAAACUGGAAUUGGAGGUAAAAAAUGGCUUUGGAUCACAGUUAUUCCCCUUUCACCUGGAUUCACAAGGAGGCAUGACACAUCUUCCAUGACUUCUUGGAUUCGGUCCUAUUUCAGUUGUUUAUUUUUUACCUGGAGUUGUAAAACUUCACAUUUUCCAUAAAAUGAGCAACUUUCAUGUUGAUUUUGCUGUCCGUAGGUCAAGCUCAUGCCCCAUGAUGUAUAAAAUGCGGUUAACUCCCUUUAUAUAUAUAAAUGUGGUUAACUCCCUGAUAUAUAAAUGCGGUUCCCAGACUUUUAAUUAACUCCCUUUCUAGCUGGAGUACCAACAUAGACUGCCUGAAUUGAAAGGUUAAAGGUUAAACUCUUGGAAAAAAUAUGUAGAAAAAUUGUUUCUGAGCUUGUAAUUAAAGGCCGUUUACAUCAAGAAUCUACAAAAUUCAUGUAUAGAAUCUCGCAUGUGAUCAGGAUGUAAUCUAUUGAAGUUCAGGUCAACGAUCAAGCUUAGAGGGCUAUGAUAUAGGAACAUGGUCUCUGGACUUGAAUUCUCUUUACACCUACAGCUGUGAAACUAGGGAGAGUCCAGGUGAAAGAUUGUGAUCUUCAGCUAUGCAAUUUAUGUUUUUAUAUACAUUGAAUGUCGCAGGCUGAUGUAUGUAGUCUAAUCAGGACAUUUUUUACUACAUUUAUCUGUACGCAAGUUUUCUUGCCAUCGUCUUUUAUUAGAGAAUUUUGAAACGGGUAAAUUUUGAAUGAAGUUGAAUGUGUAACUGGGUUAGAAUAAGAUGUGUGACAGAAUAUAUUGCAAUACACAGGUGAUCGUUGAUCAGUUAAAAAAAACCUCGGAGAUAGCAACCAGGGAAUUAGAAACCUUGGGAUCUUAAUCAGGAAAAUUUAAGCCCUCGUGAAUCACAUCCUUAUUUUAACGAUAUUGAAACCUAUACAAAAUAUUUUGCACAUUUCUGUGACAUCCAUUUGUAGUAUUGACAUAUUCACUGUCUGUAAUUGUGAGUAGUUUACUGGUAUUUAGUAUUGACAUAUUCACUGUCUGUAAUUGUGAGUAGUUUACUGGUAUUUAGGUCCGAUUUUUGUCAGUGCUUAGUUUGUUUAAAAUGUUUACGGAAUGCUACAUGUAGCUACUACAAUUUAUAAUAUGGUGCUAUAGGACUGUUAAAACUUAUCUGUCCAAGUCCAGUUUGUAUUUAGUUUAUUCCAUUUACUACAAUAUCAUGACAAUUUCUAUAUUCAAGCUUGCAUGAAAAUUGUCUUUAUGAUAGAAUAAUCCAACAAAUGUUACAUAUACAAAUUAAGGAUUUCUUCAUAUUUUUAUAAAUUUCUUUGAUGCAAAGACACUGGCUAUGCAAAACAUGUAGUUGUAAAAUAUGUUGCACAUAUUAGAAUACAUGCUUACUGUCUUAACAUAUAAGUGAGAUGUGGGGAAAGCUAAGAGGGUGAGGCUUGCAACCCAAUAUCAAUAUUUUAAGGCAGUUCCUAUGUAUUUUGUUUAUCCUGCAGCACAAUAUCAAAUAGAGAUUUACCAAAAAUUGCUUAUCUUAUAUAGAAGCAUAUCCUUGGUGGUUGCAUCUCUGACGUCACGAUGUCAGUUUCAGAAAGCUUGAGUCCGUCGCACUAAAAUACACUAUAUUUCGUCAUCAAUCGAUCACUUUGGUUUAUCUUUAUUGGGAGUUGCAGGAUAGAUAUAUGUUAUUCUUUGUAUGUAUUGUGUUUACAUAUUGCAUGACUGAUUGGGUCAAUAUGUUGAAUUAUUGUUUUGUAUGCAUAUGAAUUCGUGAUAUAUAUACUGUCAUAUUUACACAGAUUCUUUGUAUUUUUAUACAGUGUUUAUUAAAUUGGAUUUUAUACAUUA